AUGGCCCCCAAGGCGGCGGAGAAGAAGCCGGCGGAGAAGGAUCCCGCGGCGGAGAAGGCGGCCGAGAAGAAGCCCGCGGCGGAGAAGGAGCCAGCGACGGAGAAGGCGGCCGAGAAGAAGCCCGCGGAGAAGGAGCCCGCGACGGAGAAGGCGGCCGAGAAGAAGCCCGCGGAGAAGGAGCCCGCGACGGAGAAGGCGGCCGAGAAGCCCGCGGCAACUGCCGGGAAGAAGCCCGUGGCAGAGAAGCGUCUGCCGGCGGGCGAAACGGCCUCCAAGGCGGGCGGCGGCAAGAAGCGGGGCCGGAAGGAGGGCAAGAGGAGGAAGGAGACCUACAAGGUCCACAUCUACAGGGUGCUCAAGGAGGUGCACGGCAAGGAGGUCGGCAUCACCUCCAAGGCCAUGGCCGCCAUGAACUCCUUCGUCAACGACAUGUUCGAGAGGCUCGCCGCCGAGGCCGGCAAGCUCGCCCGCUACAACAAGAAGACCACCAUCGGCCCCCGGGAGAUCCGGACCUCCGUCCGCUUCAUCCUCCCCGGCAGUCUCUCCACGAUUGCCUUCGAACAUGGCGACGCUGCCGUCGACAAUUUCAAAAAUUACAAGGCAUUUUAUGUAUCUUCGGAGGAAGAGUAG
Molecule: messenger RNA, 630 nt
Organism: Triticum turgidum subsp. durum (durum wheat)
Lineage: Eukaryota; Viridiplantae; Streptophyta; Magnoliopsida; Poales; Poaceae
Source: the annotation of a GenBank genome assembly